Hippocampus comes (tiger tail seahorse) is the source of this 1365-nucleotide messenger RNA. RefSeq names its product ubiquitin carboxyl-terminal hydrolase 49-like. The record is from RefSeq and is a predicted model, not a curated record. Gene Ontology annotation, biological process: protein deubiquitination. Gene Ontology annotation, molecular function: cysteine-type deubiquitinase activity; zinc ion binding. Lineage: Eukaryota; Metazoa; Chordata; Actinopteri; Syngnathiformes; Syngnathidae. The annotation marks the transcript as partial. The transcript has a single exon.
CCGCCGAUCUAAUGAAACGGUGUCAUUGCAACCUGCAGAAUGUCUUGCUGCUCGGCGAGAGGACGUGCGUCCUACCACUGAGGGCCCCCCCAUGUGCAUGUGGAGAGAUGGAUCGCUGUAAGCACGUGGUGCGCCUUCGCCUGGGCCACGACCACUCCAUCCUCAAUCCGCAGAAAUGGCACUGCGUGGACUGCAGCACCACCGAUUCGGUGUGGGCUUGCCUCAAGUGCUCCCACGUGGCCUGCGGACGCUUCAUGGAGGAGCACUCGCUCAAACACUUUCAGGAGUCCCACCACCCGCUGGCCAUGGAGGUGCGGGAGCUGGACGUCUUCUGCUUUGCUUGCGGAGACUAUGUCCUCAAUGACAACGCAGAGGGAGACCUCAAGCUCCUCCGAGGGGCCCUCUCCACCGUUCGCAACCCCGGUACGCGCUCGCUGCGCUCCUCGGUUUGGCGGGCGUACACCCACCGGGGCGGGGAGAACGGGCCGCAGCCUCCCAUGCAGCUGGCGUUGCGUCACAGGAGAAAAACCCUCCUGGCCAAGAUGCUUCAGAGGUGGACGAGCAGACAUAAAGAGCUGCAGGCGGAGCGCCAAGAGAAGCUGGAGGAGGCGAGAAGACAAAAGAAAGAGGUGAAAAGGAGACUGUUGGAAGAGCUGGGCAGCGUCCCGCCCAGAAAGAGCGCUCGGCUUCUCACUCAAGCGCCACGUUCAACCAUCACCCUCAUUCCCUGUAAGUUCCGAGACCCUCCGGUACGCCUACCUCCUCCUCCUGCUCCGCCCAAGAGGCCUUCCCUCCUUGCCUUGUCACGAAAGCCCCCCACGAACGGCAGAGCUGCAAAACUGAGGCGCUACUACUCAGCCCAUUCGGCGACCCGCCGACGCCUCGCUCCGGGGGUCACCGGUCUGCGUAACCUGGGGAACACAUGCUACAUGAACUCCAUCUUGCAAGUGCUGAGUCACCUGCAGAAAUUCAGGGAGUGUUUUCUCACCUUGGACCUGUGCGAGACCGAGGAGCUGCUGGCCAAGACCAACCACGCGCAGGAGGUGAAGGCGGUAGCCGGAAGCGUGGUCAGCAGCGCGAACAUGCCUCUGACCUCAUGUCCCCUGGGACGCGUGGGAAAUCUGACGGUGGGCAAAAAGGAAAGCCCCCCGCCCACCCCGCAGACUGCCGAGUUGGUCCAGCCCAAGGAGACUCGUUGCUCCACCCGCCAGCAGAUGUCUCUGUGCCAUGAAUUGCAUACUCUUUUCAGGGUCAUGUGGUCGGGGCGCUGGUCUUUGGUGUCUCCCUUCGCCAUGCUGCAUUCAGUGUGGAACCUCAUCCCGGCUUUCCGCGGCUACGACCAGCAGGACGCGCAGGAGUUCCUGU